Cladophialophora immunda is the source of this 2000-nucleotide messenger RNA. RefSeq lists its product as uncharacterized. The record is from RefSeq and is a predicted model, not a curated record. The transcript is spliced from 2 exons. Lineage: Eukaryota; Fungi; Ascomycota; Eurotiomycetes; Chaetothyriales; Herpotrichiellaceae. Bases 436 to 1809 code for a protein of 457 amino acids. Gene Ontology annotation, molecular function: protein binding.
CCGGCAGAAGGCAGACCAAAACAAAUGCGAAAGCCAGACUAAUGUGGCGUUCUCUUGUGCAGGCUCUUUUUCAGCCCAGCCUGAUCCAGAGUUUCCCUCGCCCAACCCUGCAAAACGCCCUGCCUGAUUGCCCCGCCGACCUUCGAUCCACCUGGCUGCUGCGUUUCCAGAAGAAGCGGGCGAAGCAGGGCGAGACACCACCACGAGGUAAGGAUCUACUCCCUCCGCGUCCUCUGUUGUGGGAGUCUUGAAGGGCCACCUGUAGUUACGUAUCGCCACAAUCACAAGUGUCUCUAUCACCUGUUCGGCUAAGACUGAAUCCCCUGCCAUAUUCAGGUCUUGUCUUAUCCUAAAACACCACCACCAGCCAUCAUUGACUCUGUAUCAAUACUCCUCACCUAAAGCAAGUCUGUGAGGAAAGGAAAAAUCACCACCAUGGCCGCCGUUAUCAGUGCCAUGGACAUCACCUACUGCGAAGGGGCACGUCUCCUGCAAGACUCGCAAGCGGAUAUAGAUGCGAUCCUGGUCCAGCGACCCAAUGGAAACCUGACCUGCAAACACUGCUACCUCGUCCUCGCCGACGCCGACAGCCUCCGGACCAUUUCUUCCGACAAGGACUGGCCGCUGGUCGUGAGCUGUCACGUCCAGGCGUGUGCCUCGCUGCACGACCGCCGGGCCGCGUACUCGUGCUAUGCUUGCCUCGAGAGAGGGAAGACGUCCAUCGAGACCUCGGUGGCCGCCCUGAAGAGCCAUCUCCAGUCUUGCGAUCUGAUCAAAGAUGUUCAACCCACAAAGCCGUCCCAGCGGCAAGAACCCGUCAAAGAAGGACCGGGUGCAGCUCCAAGUAUUCCCGAGCGGCCGAAACGGCGUUCACGACCAGCACCAGCUAUGGAGGCGACGCCCGAGAGACAAACAGCUCGCGAGGUCGAGUCGGCCCAAAGCGCUAGUAGCCGGCGGCCUGUCCCCUCGAAUCCAUUCUGGUCUGGUCAAGCAGCACCGCCUGUUGUCCCAAACAGUCCCGUCACACCGGCAGAGUCUGAGCGACCCUUACAACCACGGUCGAGGAGAGAAGUUCCCACUCAGGCAGAAAGAACCUACACUCCUUCAAACGCACCCCGACCAGGGCAACCUAGUACGCCAAGCCGACCUCACGCGGACGCAGCUGACAUCUUCAACGUUCCAGGCGGCUUCCCCCCUCACGACGCUGCCGGCCAUGACCCUCGCAGUCCAUUCUUCCAAGAGUUCCCGCCCACCCCUCCGCCGCCGCGAGGGACCUUCUCCAACGACCACCCGGCGACACCGAUUAGACGAAAGGACGUCAGAUUGGAGACCGCCUCGCAGCCGUUCCCAGAACCCGCUCGAGAGGACCGAACGUUUCCGACGCGACCGAGUCGAGCCCCUCCCGCGCCGCCGGUGUUGUCUGCGCCAGCCCCGGCGCCAGGUCCAAAUGCUUGCCCCGACGCCCGACCAACCCGGCCGGACGUGCCACCGGCAUUUCAGAACACUGGUAGUGGCGACAUAAACGGCACCGCCAUGGAAUAUGGACAGGUGCCGCAAAGUCCGCGCGCUGACCCGGCCAAGAUCCAACAACUCGCGGCCCUGGGAAUCAGCAGGGCCAGAGCCGAGUAUCUGCUCCACCAGACGGGAGGAGACGUCAAUGAAGCAGCCGAACUGGGGUUCUCGGAGCAGCAGGGCAGCGUGGGCGGUGCUGGUGGUGGAUGGCUGCCGACAGCAGCUUCGCAGGCUGCACAGUCUGAGGCACUCCCAUCGUCUCCGGGCCUGGACAGACGAAAUCGACGGUCAAGGUAAGGGGAAGGCAUGGGAUGGCGGAGAAGAGGCCUGGAGGAUCUAGACAGCAUUUGAGCCACAUUCGAGGGGGAUCUCGCAACAUAUUGUCUUUGGAGUUGCAACGGCUACCCAGACGGGCAAGAGUCGUCCAAUCUGUGUAAGAAAUAAACCAUUAUAUUUCACCUUCUACCGUCAUGGUCGCAGCCAGGGUA